UGGAUAAUUUGGCAGAUAGUUUUUCUGCAAUUUGAUAUGUGUGCGGAUUUAGUUAUUCAGUUAUAUUGGGCCAAAAAGAGCGCCGCCAACGCCGAUGUCGAUACCAAUGCCGCCGCGCCUGGCCGAAAGUGAAAAACUGAAUGCGCAGACGUGUGUAACAGUUUUUACUUUCGGCCUGGUUUUCUGCCAUUUUUUUCGGCAUCUCUAGCAGUAGUUGCUGUUUGGUUUGCUUUUUUGGUUGCUGUUGCUGCUGGGAGGCAGUGGAGCAUUUAGCCAAGAUCUGUGCAGAUUGCAUAAAAUACAGACACCCCAGCAGCAGCAACAGCAACAACAACAACAGCAAAAACAGCAGCAACUGCUAAACUGCUAAACUGCAACCGCAUUUAGCCCAGUUUUCUGCGCAAAUAUUUUCCAAAAGCUAACGACAAAAAAAUCUCACACUAAAUCUUAGCGUUAUUUUUUCCUCCUCGUCGUUGUCGUCGCGUUUAACUCAAAUUAUAACAACAACAACAACAACAACGAGAGCAGCAGCAGCAGCAACAACAACAGCGGCAACUUCAGCAACAGCAGCAACAACAACAACAUCUAGCCCAAAGGAGCCUUGUAUUGCCACCUCGACCAGCAAAAAGCCGCCAAAAUGCUUCCGUUCCGGCGUGGAGCGGCCUGGCAAACGCUCUUCCUGCUCUGCGCUCUCGCCUAUUGCAUAAAUGAAGCCAGCAGCGAGGGUCGCGUAGUCUGCUAUUAUACAAACUGGAGUGUCUAUCGGCCAGGCACUGCCAAAUUCAAUCCGCAGAACAUAAAUCCAUAUCUGUGUACACAUUUGGUGUACGCGUUCGGUGGAUUCACCAAGGAUAACCAAAUGAAGCCCUUUGACAAGUACCAGGACAUCGAGCAGGGUGGCUAUGCCAAGUUCACUGGACUCAAAACGUACAACAAACAGCUGAAGACCAUGAUUGCCAUUGGCGGAUGGAACGAGGCGAGCUCGAGAUUCUCACCAUUGGUAGCGAGUAAUGAGCGUCGGCAGCAGUUCAUCAAGAACAUCCUGAAAUUCCUGCGACAGAAUCAUUUCGAUGGCAUCGAUCUGGACUGGGAGUAUCCAGCUCAUCGCGAGGGCGGCAAGUCCCGGGAUCGUGAUAACUAUGCCCAGUUUGUCCAAGAGCUGAGGGCGGAAUUCGAAAGGGAAGCGGAGAAGACCGGACGCACUCGUCUCCUGUUGACCAUGGCAGUUCCGGCUGGCAUCGAGUACAUUGACAAGGGUUACGAUGUGCCCAAGUUGAACAAGUAUCUGGAUUGGUUCAAUGUGUUGACCUACGAUUUCCACUCCUCCCACGAGCCAUCGGUUAACCAUCAUGCUCCGCUCUAUUCGCUGGAGGAGGACUCCGAGUACAACUAUGAUGCCGAGUUGAAUAUUGACUACUCCAUCAAAUACUAUCUGAAAGCGGGUGCAGAUCGUGACAAGCUUGUUCUGGGCAUACCCACCUAUGGCCGAUCCUAUACUUUGAUCAACGAGGAGAGCACCGAACUGGGAGCACCUGCAGAGGGUCCGGGCGAACAGGGUGAUGCCACCAGGGAAAAGGGAUACCUGGCCUACUACGAGAUCUGCCAGACCCUCAAGGACGACCCCGAGUGGACUGUGGUGCAGCCGAAUGCCAAUGUUAUGGGUCCCUAUGCCUACAGGCGCAAUCAGUGGGUGGGCUACGAUGACGAGGCCAUUGUGCGCAAGAAGGCCGAGUAUGUGGUGGCCCAGGGACUGGGUGGCAUUAUGUUCUGGGCCAUUGACAACGAUGAUUUCCGCGGCACCUGCAACGGAAAGCCAUAUCCUCUUAUCGAGGCUGCCAAGGAAGCCAUGGUGGAGGCAUUGGGACUGGGCAUCAACGAGGUGGCCAAGCCAAGUGGACCACAGAAGCCAUCGAGAUCUCGCAGUCGCGAUAAUGCCAGCACCCGGAAUCGUCUUAAUGGCAAGACCGAAGCUCCACCCAGCUCCAGGAGACCCAGUGCCACAAGAAGGCCAACUGUGAGCUCCACCCAGCCACCACCGCCGAGCACAACCUUCAAACUGACCGAAGCCGAGGGAUCCUCUCUCUACAUUGGAGGCAGGGCAUCCACAACGCCGCCACCACCAACGACUCCCGAUCCAGGUUCGGACUUCAAGUGCGAGGAGGAGGGCUUCUUCCAGCAUCCGAGGGAUUGCAAGAAGUACUACUGGUGUCUGGAUAGCGGACCGUCUGGUCUGGGCAUUGUGGCUCACAUGUUCACUUGUCCAUCGGGACUUUACUUCAAUCCCGCUGCCGAUUCCUGCGACUUUGCUCGUAAUGUGCCCUGCAAGACCAAAAAAUCCACAACGGCGGCACCAGUGACCUCCACAACCCCGACCACCACCACAGUGCGCUCCAAUCGAGUGACAGCUGCUCCCACGGCUCGUCCAGUAUAUCCACGAACCACCACCACCACAAGCACCACGACCACCACAACGACAACUACUCCAGCCAGUGUUGAUGAAGAUCUCGAAUAUGAGGAGGAUACCGAUGAGCUGUCGCCAAGCAAAUCCAGCGAUGCUGAAGAGGAUCCACAGGUGAUCAAGGAACUGAUCGAUUUGAUUCGCAAAGUGGGUGGUGUGGAGCAGCUGGAGAAGCAUCUUUUGCGUAACAAGGAUGGAUCGAUUACAUUGAAGGAAAACUCUGCCACUGGUGCAGCCACUACUCCGUCAACUAUAAGCAAAUCUCUGUAUGAUCGUGUGCUCAGUCGUCCUGGAACAUUGAAUUCCUUCAGCCGCAAUCGUUUCAAGAUCAGCGAGGCCACAGAAACAAGCACUGAAGCCACAGUUUCGAGUAGUUCGUCAAAGGGUCCUUCGACUCUCACCUCCAACAGCAACUCCAAAUAUUCCUCAGUUCUGCGGGGCAACAGUCGUCAAGGUCCACAGAACGAGGGCAUUGAAAAAUUGGCUGAGUUCGAUGGUUUCCUAAAGGAACGCAAGCAAUAUGUGACCAUUAAUCGCCAUCGAUCUGCGAGUCAGGGAGAUGAUGAGGAGCUUGCAGAUCAGCAGGAGGAGGAGGAGAAUCUGGCCGAAGUUCAGACAACCACCCGUCGUCCUUUGAGCUCCAUCACUCCGUCUUACACAAGUCUUAGACGUGCACGGCCCACUACGGUGGCACCGCCUGCAGAAGAAUCCAACGUGGAGGCAGAGCAAAAUACCCAAACGCAAGUGAAAUCCUAUGCCACCUUGAGUCGUACUCGUGGACGCACCACGGCACCACCAGAAGUCACGGAAGCGGCGCCCAGUUCGACAACCAAUCGGUACAAAUACUUUGAGCGUACACGACCCACUAAGAGUGCCGCUGCCGAAGAUUCCGAAGAUCCCACAGAAGACGAAGAGGAAGAGUACGAGGACGAGCAAAAGGAUAUUGUUACGGUACAGAGCAAACAAACCACAAACACACGUAAAUAUGCGAGCAUCGGCCGCAGAACAACCACCACUACAACAGCAACACCAGAAACUACAAGAACAACCGCCGGCACUGAGACUGCCAAGGCCAGCACCACCACCACCAACAACAACAACAACAACCACUACAACAGCAGCAAUAACAACAACAAUGCGAAACUGAAUAACCAAAUACCAACAGAAGAGAACAUCCCAACUACACCCAGCACCACCGCUCAAUCCGAUACCACCACCACAACUAACGAAACCACUGAACCAAAUGAAAGCACCUCAACCACCACCACAUCCAUAACUAAUAACCUGCAUACCAUCACCACCACCACCACCACACCCACACCGAUUGUAGCAUCCACUGUCCCAACAACAGCCGCCAAUGGCAUUAGCUCAGACUCUCUGCUAGCCACCGAGUUGAGCGAGGCCUCACCCACCCACCUUUCUCCCAGUCCUGACUUAGAAACAUCAACACCGACAACAACAAGCACAACAACAACAACAACGGAACCCGAACUGGACACCACAACAACCACACCGAAAACAACACCAACAACAACAACCACAACGGGAAACAACGAACUGAAUGACGUUAACAACGUGGACGAGGACAGCGAGGUAACGAAAACCAAGACCCAAUACAAGUAUGCAACCACCAACCGUCGACGCAUAACCACAACAACAACAACCACCAACAAGAACAGCAACAACAACAACAACAACAAUGCAGAAGCUGCGAACGAUGCUAGUCCAACAACAACAAACGGUUUGAGUAGUUUAAAUAGCAUUAGAACCAACCCGGGCAGAAGGCAACCCCCCCAAUCAGAGCAGACCCAAACAACAACCACCGAACCAAACCUCUCUAGUCCCCGACCCUUUGGUUAUCCCCGACGUCGCACACGACCCACAGCUAGCACCACAACCACCACUAUUCCCCAAACUGAUAAUGAUAACAAUACCGAUAAUAACGUAAACGAAACCGAUGCAGUUGCGCAAGUAGUGAAGAAGACACGACUAUCUCCAGGGGAUAGGCCCAAGGUGAGUGCCAGUCUUCCAACAGCAACCGCAAUCAACACACGAACCAAUACCUCCUCACUGCACCACCAAGAAUCCCAAGUAGAAGUAGCUGGUAACGGUGGCAAUGAUAGUAGCUUAAGGCAUGAUGUAGUUAGCUCUAGUUUAAGUCAAUCCCAAUCCCAAUCCAACAAAAUCGAUGCCAACGACCACAGUACCACCCAGCAGCAUACCAAGUACAUUUGGCGUGGGGUGCGUGGUCCUGUAUCGCAGCGUACAGUGAUUCCCAAUUCUUUAGCGGGAGACGACAAGGACUCCCGACGCUUUGCCGGCAAGCAGUUGAACACCGACACAAUUGCGGAAGACGAGCUGCAAACCACCACCAAGUUCCGCAGUCGCCGCUUAAAUUCCGCCGAAGAUGAGUCCGAGGUGGCUCUCGAGGUGGCCACAGCUACGCCAUCGCCCGGUUCCCGCAGCUACCAAAGCAUCCAACGCUCCGCCAGUAAAGCGAGCAUUGAUGACUCUCAAAUCCACUACAAAGCCAUCACUCGCGAUUCCGUAGGCGGUGCUCAUCUCACCGCAGGACGCAGUUCCAGCUUUGUGAGGAAUGUCGGCGAAGCAGCCAAACCAACACCACCGAGCCAACCUAUUAGCAGAGGUGGACAGAUUGUGGAGAGCACCACCGAAGAUGAAAAUGUGGCUGCUGAAAUAAUCGAUGACGAAAGAAGGGGAGAGACGAAGGCACCUGCAGGUAGCGAGAAUACUGAUGACAGCAAUACGGCAACCGAACAGGAAUCUCCCGAAAUUGCAACUGAAGCUGCACCACCACAGCUCGAGAUUAACACUUUGCCAUCAGAAACUGCAGAUGUCAGCAGUUCUUCAGAAGCAUCUGUAAGCAGCACCACCGAAGAAAGCAUCAGCAGCACCGCAGAAUUGAACACUGUCGUUGAAGAAGCCAACGAACAUCUGAGCGCAGAAACCGACAAACAGUUAACUUCAGAGAAUGAUAAUGGAGAAUCAUCCACGGAAAUCAGCUCUUCUGAAGCCCCAGUUAGCAGCACAACCGUACAAUCUGAAGACACUGAAACUAAGUCAGAAGCCAGUGAUAAAGAAAUUGCCUUUAAUCUCAGCGCUGGAUCCAGUGAGACUCCUGCAAGCAGUACAGAAUUUCUAGAAAUCAGUACCACAACCAGCAACCCAGUGAUUCUCCAAGAAGAUUCUUCGACAACAGGACGACCCCGACGCCCAAUUAACCGCUUUAGCUCAACCACUGCAGCAGCUGCGCCAGAAGAGGAAACCACCUCCACCGUAAACCCAAGACGGCGCGUUAUCGUGCGCACCAGAACCAGCACCACUGAAGCAGAAAGUGAGGCUCAGACAACCACAGAAGGACCAAGACGACGUAGUUUUUACAGAACCAGCACCACAGCGCCACCAAGCAGCUCCACUGAAGCUGACAGUGAAGCUCAGAUAUCUACCGAAGGUCCGACACGUCGUUCCUUCUUUAGAACUAGGACCACUGAAGACGCUAGCAGCACCACUGAAGCAGCUACUGAAGAACUAAGCAGCCCCACAGAACCAGAAAUUGAAGUCGAGACAACCAGCGAGGGUCCAACGCGUCGUUCGUUCUUCAGAAGCAGCACCACUGUGGCGCCUAGUAGCACCACCAAAGAAAUCAGUAGCAGCUCCGUAGAUGAUGAUGUUAAAGCGAAUACAAUCACCACUCGUCGUUCGCUGUUCAACAAGCAGGCACCAAGCUCGACGGAAGCCACAACCACAACAACUGCAGAAGACUCCGAUGCUAGUAGCACCACCAGGCGUAGUUUCUUCCGUACCAGCACAACAAGUACUGCAGAAGACAAUGCAGAAAAGGACAUUGAACACGAGAGUGAGACGACCACUGCAUUGCCAAAACGUCGAGUUAUAGUCAGAGGCAAUUUUAGGCCGCGCAAGGAGGGAGAUCUCUCCUCUCUUCUGGCGGCAGAUGCCAACAAGCGAGCCAGAAACAACCACAGCACUACAAGCACAGAAACACCUGCUAGUCAAUCACCUACAUACCGUGAAGAAGAUACAGAGACGCAACAACCACAAGCUGAGGAGAAGACAACCACUGGUCGGGCUUCCUUGAAUGCCGUUCGAAACCGCACCACCACAAAAACCGAAAGCCUAGGCAAUGGAAUCACCCGCACGCGCACCACCUACGUCCGCACUCUCGACGCUGGCCAAAAGGUUGUGAAGCGCAUUCACACCAAAACCAUAGAAGAGAAACCCGCAGAGUACGAGUAUAUUAUCGAUGAAGUGACCCAUCCACCACCGCCGAGCACCACUCCUCGCACUGUGACCCGCAAUCGUGGAUCCGUGCGCUUCCAGAGCAACGAUCUUUCUUCGCUGCUGGCCUUGGACUUUGCCUCACGUAACAAUCGCAAGAAGCAGGCCCAAACAGAGACGACGGUUACCAAAACGCGAAGACGCCUACUUAAGAAACCCAAGGAAACCAUCGAGCACGAAGAGGUGGAAGAAUUCGAGUAUGAAGCAGGUCAGGAAGCCGGCAACGAAGUUGAGGAGGCGCCACGUGUGAGCACCACAGCCAGGACUAUAAUCCGCAGAACUAGACCCACAACUGUCAGAACCACUACGGAAACUCCACCAAAUCUUGAGGCUAGCACUCGCAGGGCAAGCUUCGCCUUCAAGCGUCCAUCUAAAGUGAGCACAACCACUGAGGAACCAACAACCACCUCUACUGAACCCACAACAUCAUCAGAAGCUACCACAAGAAGAGUUCUCGCCUUCAGAAGACCAGUGAGCACAACCACAGAGAGCUCACCAAGUUCAACAGAAGAUGAGUCAACUGAGGAGGCAACUGCUGCCCCCGUUGAAGCUUCCACCAGAAGAGUUCUUACCUUCAAAAGACCCCUCAGCACAACAACAACCCCAGCUCCAAUUGAAGAAGCGUCCACGGAUGAAUCCAUCACUUCUUCUUUAGAAGGUACCACCAGAAGAGUUCUUACCUUUAAAAGACCCCUCAGCACAACAACCACUCCAGCACCAAUUGAAGAAGCGUCCACCGAUGAAUCCACUCCUGCUUCCUUAGAAGGCACCACCAGAAGAGUUCUCGCUUACAGAAGGCCCGUGAGCACAACAACCACCACACCAGUCCCUGUUGAAGAUGAGUCUUCUGAUCAGUUGGCAGCGGCCAAGCAAAAGCUUAUAAAUCGCCUCAAGUCCAGCACCACUACGACAACAUCAACCCCUGAAACAACAACCACCGAAGAAGACUUAAGCGAACUUAAAGUACAGCUGAGCAAUGCCAUAAACCGUUUGCAAACGGAGAAUAAACUAGAAGGCCAGACAAUCACCAAGGAAGGUGAAGCCACAGAAGAUGAAGGCGAUGAUAAGCUUUCUUUGCCCAUUUACCACAGAAGAAAGUACUAUCAGUAUGUAAAGGAUUCGCCAAUUACCUAUAUCGACAAGUCCCCCGCACCACCGGAUAUCGAAAGUGUGACUGUGAACAUUAAGCAACAAAUUCAUGAUGUGUUCAAUGUGAGUGAAAAUGAGACGCCACUUAAUUCACUGGCCGACGACGGAGAGACCGAAGAGCAUCGGGAGGCUAUGGCACAGGCCAAGGAAAUCAAUGCCGAACUCGGUCAUUUUUUAUUGAAAACCCCCGGGUCAAAAACCAAAUCCCAGCGACAGGGAAAAACAUUCAAAACAAUACCACUAGCCACAGACUCGAGCAAUGAGACCUCAAAGAUUGUAAGCCUUUCGCUUCUGGAAGAAAAGGAAAGAGGCGAAGAUGAAGCCAGGGCUCUACGCACCUACACCAGACUAAACCGCACCCGCUUGACCCUAUCCACCAGGUUGCCGGAAAAGACACCAAGUGAACCACUAGACACAACGACCAGGAGGAGCUACAGCGUUCCACAGCGUUUCCGUCUUCGCUCAACAACGCCCAUACCUUCGAACACAGAAAACAGUGAAGAAGACGAGGAGGAAACUAAAGACAAUGAAGGACCAUCGCGCAGCACAACAACUGCGACACCAUCCAUCAAAAUACCCACCCGAAGACUUUUUACGCCUAGAAGGCCUGUUAGUGCUGUAGAGGAAUCCAGUUCUACUGAUAUCCGUAAAGAUAAUGACGAAGAGUUGAAGGUGGAAUCAACCACAAGACGACUCUAUGCCGGCCUAAAUAGAUUGAGAGGCAGGGGAAGCACCACCACAACCACCGAGAAAGCAACUGAUUCAACCACCGAAGCAGCAACCACAACAGCCAAAAGUACAAGGCAACCUUAUGUGGGCAUUAGUCGCAGAGUUACAACCACAACGACCACUGAGAAGUCAGCGGAAAGUAGCACUGAAUAUAAUGGCAAUGAAGACGAUGAUGCGGAGUCCACCACUAUAACUUCUGAACAGGAGGUAAACAAUGAUGCCGAAGGAAAUAAGGUGGCAAUCAAUGAAACAGAAGACCCAGUUACCGAGAAAGCUCCCGAAGAGACUGAAGUCGACAGCACUGAGGAACCGGAACUGGAAGCUUACAUAGACGAUGACAAUGAAAUCCCCCAGGAAGAAAGCGGACCUAGAACAGAAACCACUUCAACGACCACAACAACGACCACAACAACGACCACCAGUAAACCAGCAAGCACCACCUCACGUCGUCAGUUGGUAAUUCGUCGCCGUUUUAAUGGCACCAUAACAACAACCACUACGGUUGCCCCAGUAGCCGAUGACAAUCUCGAGAAUGAGAUCGAACCAAAUGAUACGGAGAGCUCAACACCAAAAGCAACCACUACAACUCCACCACGGCGGCAACUUUUAAUACGCCGACGCUUCAAUGCGACCAGCAGUUCAACAACAACGACAACAACUGCAAAUCCUAUUGCCGACAAUGAAAUAGAUCAGGGCGGCGAGCCAACAAGUACAACGCGUCGAACGAUUCUGUCACGUCGGCGAUUCAAUGCGACUUCCAUCACAACAACAACCACGCCGGGAUCAACGAACGGCGACGAGAUAAGCACACGACGUCCGUAUGCGGCCUUGAACCGCUCACGUAAUCGCUUUACAACACCGCGAACCACAACCACCGACGGUGCGCAGGAGGACGAUGAUGACGAUGACGAUGAUGAUGAUGAUGAUGAUGAUGAGGAAGAGAAGCAGCAGGCACCGCCACCAGCUGUCUUCCUGCAAACAAACCGCCAUCGCGCCCUAAAACCCACCGCCGAAGAAGAGGAAGAUGCUGCAGCUGCGGUGCCAGCACGUAAGCCACCCAAUUUCGCCGCUCGUCGCACCACCGCUGCACCACUGCGAGUUAGCUCCAGUACGCGCCGCAAUCUGGUGGCAAUCAAUAGAAAUCUCUACCACCGAGCGGAGGAAUAUGACGAGGAACAGCCCGAAGAGGAGUACGAUGAAAACGAGGAGGGGGAUGAUGAUCAGGAGGAAACUGUAGAUCCCCAAGUCACAAGCACCACUGCACGUACACGACUAAGUCAACUGCUAGCCAGCAGGCAAAGACAGCCACUCAGGACAACCACACAAAAACCGACAGAGACAGAAAGCAGCGAUACAGAAACUGACGCGGACAACGAUGAGGAAAACGAUGAUGAAGAUAACGAUAGCUCCGCCGAGGUAUCGAACAGUAACCACACACUAAACCACCACACGAAUACUUUGGGGGGUGGCACCACUAACCCUAACAAUCUUACUAACCGUAGCACCACCGCACUGAAUGUAGCUAGUCAACGUAGUAACAGCACCGUAGCCAAUUAUAUUAAUCGAUUCAAGUCAAACAGUUACACAAUCAAAAACAAACCAGUCACAGUCACAGCUAAUAUUAAGGCAGAUAGUACAGAUAAAGAUAAUCAUAAUGAUAGUGAUAAUGAUGGAGAUAAUGAUGAUGAUAACGAUGAUGAUCACGAUGCUAGUCUAGUGAAUGAGGGGGAGGAGAAAACGAGUGGGGCUGGUUUGAAUGCCUUAGGUAAUGAUGUUAAUUCCACACGACGCUUUCAGAAUCGUUAUCAAUUGAGCCGCACCAGAGGCAGCACCACCAACACCACCCCAACAACAGCAACAACAACAACACAACAACAACAACAACAACCCCAAACAACAACCACCGCCAGACGAUUGACGUUUGGGGGCCGUCAGCGCGCCCAGGUAACUAAACUAACCCUAGUCGAUGAGCAGACUGAAGAGACCGAGACUAAGGGUGUUGCCCGCGAUGAGGAGGAGAAGGAGGAGGAAGAAGACUCCAACGCAACCACCACAACAAGCACAACAACCACAACCACCAGCAGACCAACACCGAAGCGCAUACGUGUGCUUAAAUUCCGCAGACCCUUAAAUAGCAAUAGCAAUAGUACCACCACCAAUGUAGAUAGCACCACUAAUAGCGCCACUGACACUAACCCAGACACCACCACAGCCACACCAACAACAGCAGGUCAAAGCACCACCACCAGCAACAACAACACCACAAGCACCACCGGCAAUAAGCGUUUCCGCAAGAUUGUUCGCAAAUUGAGGCCUGUGGACUCAAGUACUGCGGCCAGUGUGGAUAGUUCCGAUGAAACCACCCGUAAAACUUUCGUUCCCAGCCACACCAGAUUUGCGGAUCAGGAUAAUGAUCUUGUCAAUCUGCGCCAGCGCAUCAAGGAGCAGCAAGCACGUGGUGAGCCACAAGAUGGGGUAAUUAGCAGUCGAUUCAAGACCCUGGGCCAAAAGGACGAUCAGGAUGUGUCGGAGUUGCAAAAGUUGAGGGACAAAGUGAAGGCCGAGCAGGCGAGGGGAGAAGGUGAACGGGGCGUGAUCAACGAUCGUCUGAAGAAGCUUCUGGCCGAGAAGGGCUCGAGCAUCUCUAGCCAAAGAGAAGAAUCCUCAACUGAUGACGACUCUUCGUCGGUUUCCUCGGCCAGGCCCUUCUUCAAGCGAAAACUGGUGGCACGUAGACCCUACACACCACCCUCGGCCAGUGGUGGUGGCACCACAAAGGCCCCACUGACAUUUAGCACCACCCGACCCACGGCCAAGUUCGUGCGCAGAAAGAACGGUAGAUUUGAUCCCUUCAACUCGAGUGUUCGCAAUCGUGGAGAGGGCUUUGUGAGAAGUGAUCCGCGAGGAUCCCGACUGCCUGGAACCGAUCGCUUUAAGUCGCAGGGUAAUAACGAGGAUGAUGAUGAGGUGGAAGAGCGACGCGAGCAACCACUGCAGAAUCAGUUUGCAACCACUUUGCGCCGACCUUUUGUCCCGAAGACGCGACCAGUACUGGACAAGGCCAAGCCCCAGCAGGAAGAUGGAGCAGAAGACAGCGAGGAGGAAGACGAGGAGGAGGACUCCGAGGAAGAUGGAGACGAAGAAGAGGAUGAAGAAGAAGAGGAGGAGCAGAAGGAGAAGCCAGAGGUAGAAGAGGAGAGUCCACAAGGGGAUAACAAGCCGACGAUUAAUACUCUUUACAAGCCCAAGGAUAAUCGAGCUCCACCGGGUAGUCGUCCCACAUUUGGAACCACCGGAAGUGGCUCACCACCAACCGCAUCCGGAAAUGUGCCCUUCAAUCCCCGCAAUCGCCCAUCAAGCUCGGCCAAUGCCAAUAACACACCAUCCAACCGCUUUGGCACCACAAAGCGACCCCGUGUCGUUAACCGACCGCCGGGCGUGGCUUCACCUAACUUGACCUUGAAACCGGUGGCCAGUGAUUAUGAGCGCACCACACCGCUGACUCCACUGAAACCGGCGCCAUUUAUACCCAGCAACAAUAGGAGUUACGAGAGGAAGUACUCGGGUCCAUCCACCGAGGCUGCGGAGACGUCCAGCGAGAAUUCCCUGAUAGAAGAUUUGAAUAUCGAUGCACUGAAUGCGCGAAACAAGAAGAUCUUUGACAAACAUAGUAAAAAGCAUCCGGCUCUGAAGCCCAAGGUGGUGAAGGUGGAAUCCGAGACGGGAUUAGAGGUGGAAACCGGUACGGAGGUGGCGGUGGAAGAAGAAACCACCGAGGUGCAGCAGCUGGAGCAGGGCUUUGUGACCACCACACCCAGUACACCACCAUCACCACCAGCACCACCCAGCACACAGUCAGACACAGCCACCACCACAGACACGCCACCAGAAACUAAAACUGAAACAGAACCUGAAACAGAACCUGAAACAGAAACUGAAAUUGAAACUGAAAUUGAAACUGAAAAUGUAACCGAAAUUGAAACAGCGACCAAUGCUAAUGAAGCCACUUCCGUCAAUUCACAGGAUCAAACCAUCUCGAGCACCACUCAAGCACCACCGCCGGCCACAACCUUGUUGCAUGUGUUCACCCUCCUGGAGGGUGAGGGCCAAGAGGAGGAGCCAACGACCAGAAAGCCAACGGUUCGCCUCUAUCCCACCAUACAAACGGAGGUGGUGCCCAAGCACAAGUUAGUCGAAAUCAAUCGCAUUGUCGAGAUUAAUUCCAAACAGGCGAAGGCAUCACAAAGGAAAUCCAAGGCGAAUAAUGACUUUGGCGUCUUGAUGGUGGAGUCCCUGCCCCAUGUGGAGCAACUGGGCGAGAUCAGUGUGGUGAAAUAUGUCCACUUGGUGGAUGGCAGUGACAUUCAGAUCAACGAUGGGCACAGCACAGUGGCCGAUUACACGCCCACCGAGCCCACAUCAGCGGCUCAAAGUCCUGUCUCGCUGCCCGUAAGGAAUUCGCUGCCAGAAACCGAAGGCGCUGACACCGAUCGCAGUGGCAAGUCCUUGGUGCCUGAAGUUCUGACUGCCGCAUUGGAGACCUCGACCAUUUCGCUGGAGGGACUUUUCGAUUCGGCCAGAAAGGGCAAGCAACUGAGCAGCAAUACAAUCAUUGGCGAAACGGAGGAGAGCACCACCAUUGGCAGUAGCAGUAGUUCGGCCACCGAAACCGGGGAGACCACCACACCGGCACCCACAUACCUGCGACAACCAGCGACUGGCAGCGUUUCGCGCCGACCGGUGCUGAGUGUCCGCCGGCGGAUUAUCAACUCGCCGACGUUGGCAGCGGUUGAAGCCACCACCACGCAGCAGCCAGCAGCAGAACCACCGACGACGACCUCCAAAUACAGCCGACUGCGCAGCAGACCCUCCGCAACAGCAGCAGCAGCAGCAGCAGCAGCAGCAACAACAACCACUGCAGCAGCAGCAACAACCGCUUUCCCAGCAGCAACAUCUGCUCCCGGUGGCAGAACCACCAGCAACAUUUACCUAAGCAAGCUGAAAGCCAAGAGCGGUGCCGCAGCAGCAGCAGCAGCAGUAGCAGCCGCAGCAUCCGGUGAGGCAGCAACACUGACGCCAGCAACAAGCAACAUCAGCAGCAGCAGCAGCAACAGCAAUGACAUCACACAAAAGCAACACAAGUUCCAGCCCGCCAGCUUCGCUCUGCGCCGCCAAUUUCAAACGCGGCGACUGACAACCUUCGCACCGGCGGCCAACGGCGAUGAAAGUGCCACCGAGGUGCCCAGAACCCAGAAUCCUCUGUUCAAGCGCCGCCUCACUCUUAUAUCCACCACGCCGCCGUCCGCACGCACCACCAAUCCACCAGUUUCGGGCCUGGACACCACCACCACUCUGUAUUUGAACGACGACGACGAGGAUCAGGUGGCCAAGUCGAGCAUUCACACGAGCCGCUUCAACCAGAUACCGGAGCAGGUGCGUCCAAGCGAGGAGUACGACUUGGCAUUGGCACCGCAGCCACUGAAGAGCACCAGCACCACGGCUAGCACCACUGUCAAUGCACCACAACCACUUAUUGGCCAGGGAAUCCGCCGCCAGUUGAUCCCACGUCCUCGUCGGCCACAGUCGACCACAUCUACGCCAACCGCCACUUUGGGGUCAUCUUUGAGGUCGACCACGCCGGUUGACCACUCGGCUCCACCACUCUCCCGUCGCCAGCAGAGUCGUCGUCGUCCGCACAAAUACAUCGAGGUUUACAGUCGUCCGCCGGCCAGGACUGCCGUUGUCUCGGCCACCUCAAGUAGUCAGUUUCUGGAUGAGGAACUGCCCCCAGUGGGUCCAAGUCAGGUGGCCCAACGGCGACGCAGUGGCAGCAUUUUGCCGGCCAAAAACGAUCCCAAGGUGAUCGUACAUGGCCAUGGCAUCAUUGAGUGUCGGGCACAAGGAAAUUUCCCGCAUCCCCUGAACUGCAGGAAGUUCAUAUCCUGCGCCCGCUUCGAGGAGACCGGUGGAAUCGUCGGAUGGGAGUACACUUGUCCCAAGGGACUCACCUACGACGGCGUCGGCGGCAUGUGCACCUGGUCGCCCUCGGAUCAGCCCUGCCGCGAUUAGACUGAUUAACAAAAACAUAUUAAAAAAAAAAACAACAUCCCUAAAUAAGCCUCUAAAUCCAUUAACCCAUCUCAUCUGGAGACCCAUUCGCCUUGAUACAAAAGACAUUCGCGCCCAUUGCACCCCGUGUUGUAUAUGAUUUUUCCAAUUUGUGAUUAGUUCUGAUGAGGUUGUUGAAUUCGAGACGAUGCAUAUGUGUGUGAGGCAAGUUGAAAUUCUACGUUAAUUAUUCUUAUUUAAGCCUAGUGAUAUCUCAACCCAAUUUUUUUGCGCCUGCCAACUCAGUAGUAAGCAAGAAUUAUUGUCCGUAGUUCAUCGUCCCAUAUAUAUAGCGCCAUAUCUAUAUAUAUGUGGUUGUGCAUGUGUACGCUAUAUACCAUAAUGGAUAGUAUGCUUUCUUUAUCAAAUAAACAUAUCAUGUAAUCCAAA
Molecule: messenger RNA, 15151 nt
Organism: Drosophila yakuba
Lineage: Eukaryota; Metazoa; Arthropoda; Insecta; Diptera; Drosophilidae
Gene: Cht6
Product: serine-rich adhesin for platelets
Exons: 15
Coding region: 638-14722 (4694 amino acids)
Biological process (GO): carbohydrate metabolic process; chitin catabolic process
Cellular component (GO): extracellular region
Molecular function (GO): chitinase activity; chitin binding
Source: RefSeq, a predicted model, not a curated record